GUCCGGUUUCGACAGCAGAUUCUCCGGUUUUUAAACUCUCUGGCACUAACUCAUUGUUGCGCUAGCUCCUCAUAGAACGCCAUGCCAAUGAGCGUUGAGGAUAGGCCCAAGUAUGUGCGAAUGCGGAAGGGUGAGGAGUCAGAAGGUACAUGCCAAGUAUGGAAGCAGGGUUCAAAAAGGGGAAUUGCUCUUGACAGUGUGUGCUGGGGGCACUCGUCACCUUCCAUGUGCCUCUGCCGAGUACAGACACCGCCCACACCUUAAAGAAAAGACAUAAACAGCUGCGCGAAGGGAAACCUAUCAGAGGUUCGAAGAAGGAGAAGCCGUUUAACUUAACAAAGAUACACCAAGGUGGUGCCCAUCAUGGCGGAGGUCAAACCCAAGCUGGUUAUGCUUUUCAAGGCAACUAAGGAGAAAGAAGAAGAUAAGUUUGCUAAGGAACUAAAAAACAAUGGCUAUGAAGCAGUGAGCAUUCCAGUGUUGUCAUUUACAUUUGUCAACUCGGAUCAGUUGAAGACACAUCUACAGAACCUAAGUGACUUCUCAGCCAUCAUUCUCACAAGUCCACGAGCAGUGGAAGCAGUGGUCAAGGCGUCCGAGGCCAUUGCAGAUAAGGGAAAGAAAUUCAGUGACAUGAAGUGCUAUGUGGUUGGAAAAGCUACUGGUGUUUUAGCUAAGAAAGCAGGAUUCACCACAACAGGAGAGGACUCAGGCAGUGCGACAGAGCUUGCAAAAGUUAUCUCAGCUGGUCCCUCUCAAGAUGGCAAACCAUUCCUGUACCCCUGUUCUGACAUCCGCAGAGAUGUGCUGGUGCAACACCUGAAGGAGAAAGAUUUAGCUGUUGAGGAGAUCACAGUGUAUAACACAAACCCCAAUGACGCCCUAGAGAGCAGUGUCAAGGGGGUUCUGCAUAACCAGGGUUUGCCUGAGUUUGCUGUAUUCUUCAGUCCUUCUGGUGUCCAGUACACAGAGCCAUUGGUGAAGAAAGGACUAUUGCCACUUGACAAAAUAAAAGUGAUAGCCCUGGGCCCUGCCACUAAGCUGGAGGUGGAAGCUCGAGGUGUCACUCUCCAUGGUGUCACAGCCAAGCCAGAACCAACCAGUCUUGUUACACUGCUCAAACAGGCGAGGCUCAGCUUCAUGCCAAAGAUUUUCAUGGAAUUCAGAGGCAGUGUGACUUUAUUUCUGUUUAUCUGCCCUGGACUUCGGGGGAACAAGCAUAUGUGGUUGAUGCCUCACUUGCUGCCUGUUCUCUGCAUGAGGAGGGUCGAGCAGGUUGAAGAGCAGAAAGACUAAGUGUCCCUAACAUGGAACAGCCAACUCCUACAGUGAAAAGUGUGUGCCCAGAGAUAUAAUUGUAGUACAGCAUGCAAUAGCAUACCCUAUGUGCUUGUCAGUACUCUCAAUGAAAGAGCUCAUAAUGUCACAGACCAUCAUAUUUUGAUCACAUAUGAUGAGACUCAAAUCUCACUCACCCACUUUUCAUAUGAUGUUUCAUAGAUUGCUCAUUUUUGAUAAAUAGAUAAAAACACUUCAGCUUCAAAUGAUAUGAGUGUUGUUCAUACAUCAGACUGAAUACCCAAAACACCGGGAAAGAUGAAAUAUGCCAUAUGUAAAGGGUCUGGAGACUCGAAGGGUAGCUGCAUUACACACAUAGUUGUGGAGAUUAAGUUGGAGGACUGGUAUAUAAAUGUGUCAUUGUUUUUCCAUAAUCUUAAAAGUCUGUUGUUAAUUUGAAUUGAUGUGGUGCAAUUAUAUAUAUGCAAUGUUUUUAUCUCAGCAUUGACCAAUGUUACACACCAACUAAGGCCUGUUAUAGUCUGUGACAUGCUGCCGUUCAGUAGGCUGCUGACAAACAAGGAAAGGUGUGUUUGUGGCAUUACUUUAGUUUAUUGGAUCUUCUUGUGGUUUUACUGUUUGAUGUAGUCAACGUAACAUUGUCGGUUGUUAUCCCUCAGUAUUUACUAUGUGGAUAUCACAUGUGUAUGUGUUUUAAGCUGUUAAUGCCUCAUAUGGCUGCCAUAAUACUUCUCUAUUCAUGAAAGGAGUCAAAAGCAUACCUGUGAUUGUGUUUUAUUUGUUAAUAGUAUGUCAAUUUCUUAAAUUAUUUCAGUGGCUAGAUAAGAAUAACUGAAUUACUGAACACCCAUUCAUUUUAUAUGCUAUGUGUUCAGUGUUAUUAGGUUUUAGAAGCUAUUAUUCUCCACCACAAAAUAGUAACGGAGUUCAUCUGUUCUUUUGUCCGUCCGCUUCUCAAAGGGGACAAAUUUUCUCUAAAACUAUUUCACACUGAUUUGACUGAAACAAUUAUUCACAAAAAGUGAAUGGGAUUGGGUACAAGUUGUCCAACUUAGAACACCAAUUGAAAUUCUAAUGUGCCCCAUGCCUGGGGAUAGUGAUAAAGCUGUUUUCUUGUUUAUGAUGUUUCCAUGUAUAAAGAGUAAUGGUAUAAUAGAUUUGUUUGAUGUUAAAUUUUUCAAAGUGCCUUGUAGGUUUAUUUGAUUGUUACCAAUGGUAGUUAUCCCAGAUGUGUCUUUCAGAGAGUCCAACACUUGAGCAUUUACGUAUUGUUUCAUGAAUAUUUCACACUGAGUCAAGAUAUGAUCUCAGAUCCUCUUGGUGGAGGUAUUUUCAGUUGUCUUAUGUAAUGUGACAUGCAUACAACCUGAUGGGUUAGAGACAAUAUCUGAAGUGGCAUUGAUAAUAAUUGAGUGUUGUAGAAUUUUGGCAUGUAUGAAAUAUGCUAUACAGUCAAGUCCUGUUAAUCUGACAUGGUUUGUUGCAUAUGAUUAUGUAAGAUUAACAAGUAUGCCAGAUAAAUGAAAUUAAGUAGUAUCAACGUUCAUGAUCGAAAAUUGGACAACCACAUGAUCGAUAACGAUACAUAUCAUUUGUAAUAAAAUUAUGAAAAAGGAAAUAUCCAUUUUGAUAUGUUAGAUAGUUAGUAGAAUAUGUUUUCUUAUCAUGCAACCUCGAAAGCUUUGCAUAGGGUAUUCUGAAUUACUGUUACAGGCUGUAUGCCUGAUUCAAAAUACUUUUGAAAGCAUACUCUGGAAUGGAAGUUGCCAGUUUGAAAGUAGUGCCGCAAAGCUCAAGAAAAUUACUUUUAAGUGGCUAAUGUAGACAUUUCAGUCAAAGUUCACGAAAGGUCAUUCUGAUGUGAUCUGUAAUGGGAUGUCCUCAGUGGUAGCAGACCCAUGAAGAUCCCAGUAGAGUAUAGGUCUCAGCAACCAAUGCCUGCCGUAAGAGGCGACUAUGAUUGUCAUAAGCGGCGACUAAUGGGAUCAAAUGGUCAGGCUUGCUAAAUUGUUUGAUGCAUGUCAUCGUAUCACAAUUGCAUAGAUCGAUGCUCAUGAUGUCAAUCACUGGAUUGUCUUGUCCAGACUCGAUUAUGUAGACCGCCGUCAUAUUGCUGAACUCAGCGUGAAACAACAAACAAACUUAGCGAAAGCAAUAACUUAUAUCUGAUUUUAAUGAGAUUGAGUUAAUCUUAACGUGAUUAAUCCUUUUUUGUUUAUUUAAAGCAUUGAUUGUCCACUGUUAAGCAAGUUUAUCUCUGCAGCUGUUGUAAUAUGCAGAUAGACAACGUGUCUAACAUCAACACAAGCGGGCAGAUGACCACGGAGUACGCAAAUCACUGUGUCGGAUUAACGAGAUUAAUGAGUUAUUUCGAGAAUUUGUUGCAAAUUAGGUGUGUCACAGUCGGAGUGCGAGAAUGUCGGAUUAAUGGGUCUAAAUAGCACUGAUAUAAUCGGUUCCCAUCAUUAGUGUCGGGUAAAGCCGAUUGUCGGAUCAACGAGUGUUGGAUUAAUGAGACUUGACCAGAUAUAUAGUUUUUCCUGUAGCUGUAUUUUGAUGAUAAGCUGCUUUCAAUGGAUUGUUUACAUGAAGUGCAUGACUAUUGCUCAAUGUUUUGUACAGUCCUGCUGCUAUCUUUUGAAUUGAUGAUGUACGGUUGAUGUUAUGUAUUUAAUAUUCAUCAGAUUUGUUUGGCAGUUGCAACACUUUCAAGAGACUUAUAAAAGUGUUACAUGUUUUAACAAAG
This is a messenger RNA of Haliotis rufescens (red abalone), 4045 nucleotides long. RefSeq names its product uroporphyrinogen-III synthase-like. Gene Ontology annotation, biological process: uroporphyrinogen III biosynthetic process. NCBI's taxonomy places the organism in Eukaryota, Metazoa, Mollusca, Gastropoda, Lepetellida, Haliotidae. The record is from RefSeq and is a predicted model, not a curated record. Bases 364 to 1296 code for a protein of 310 amino acids. Gene Ontology annotation, molecular function: uroporphyrinogen-III synthase activity. The transcript has 12 exons.